Messenger RNA from Laetiporus sulphureus 93-53, 741 nucleotides. RefSeq lists its product as uncharacterized. The record is from RefSeq and is a predicted model, not a curated record. The transcript is spliced from 2 exons. NCBI's taxonomy places the organism in Eukaryota, Fungi, Basidiomycota, Agaricomycetes, Polyporales, Laetiporaceae. The coding region runs from base 1 to 741 and encodes 246 amino acids.
AUGUGGCCACAGCACACUUCAGAGUACUCCAGCCUCUUCUUCGCCGGCCUGCAGGCGAUAGCGAGCAAGAGCAGCAGACCGUCUUCCAUGAUUGCGGGCCCAUCGUCCUCCACGUCUCGUCCACUGCCACACACUCCAGGCAAAAGAAAACACGCGAGGACCGUUUCUGCUCCUCACCAUGAUCCUCCCCAGAAACCGCUGCCGAGCGUCAAGCCGGCCAUGCAGUCCGUAGAUACACCACAAAAGGGGGCUGCGAGCGCCUCAACGAGUGCCCGUGCAGAUGGCAAUUUGGGCGGUUACUCAGACGCGACGAGACGCGGGGAGAACGCCCCUGUGUCCUCCCUAAAAUCUCCUACGUAUCGCCCGAGAGAUCCGGAGACGGAUUCGCUAGCGAGCGAUCACACCGAGCGCUGCCCGUCGCCUCUCACAUCAUUCCUCUCCUUCGGCCACUCACCCGAAGAAAGCGCGGUGGAUCUCGCCCCGAAGCGCGAACGGCGGAUCUCCAUCCAGACAAUGCCACUUCCUCGCAAGACGUCGCACGCACACAAGCGUCGCUCGGUGGUCAGCGUUGAUCUGUCGCCCCUGUCGGAAAAGCAGGGCGUGUUUGGGCACAACGUCGCUGCGACGUUCGUGUUUGACGAGGUCGGCCGGUGGGGCGGCGACGACGUGGCGGGUAAUUGGCGCCAGGGAACGGAGAGCUCGUUCCAAGAUGACCGCUCGUUCCUCAUCACAUCUUUUUGA